GAGCGGCAGUUUCACAUCGAAUAAGAGUGAGUGUUAGCUUUAGUCCCACCCACCCUGCCCAUACAUCUGCCAUACAUCAAGUCAUUCUUCCGAUGUGAGGUUCCUAUUUGUGAGACAUUUAGCUCCUUCUCCACAUCAACAUGAGUGAUCCUUGGCAGGAGUGUAUGGACCACUCUGUAGAGGUCACCAAAAAGGCUGGCAAGAUUAUCUACGAAGCGCUCCAGAAGCACAUUGCCAUCAUGCAGAAAAGCGCACCGGAUGACCUAGUGACCGAGACAGACCAGAAAGUGGAACAGCUUAUUAUAUCCUCCAUCAGGGAAAAGUACCCAACACACAGUUUCAUAGGUGAGGAGUCAGUAGCAGCAGGUGCACCAAGUGUUCUUACAGACAACCCCACCUGGAUCAUUGACCCCAUCGAUGGCACUACCAACUUUGUUCACAGGUUCCCAUUUGUAUCUGUAUCAAUUGGCUUUACUGUGAACAAAGAGAUAGAGUUUGGGGUUGUCUACAGCUGCAUUGAGGACAAAAUGUAUACAGCACGGAAAGGGAAGGGAGCAUUCUGCAAUGGAGUCCCUAUCAAAGUGUCAGGGCUGGAAGAUAUUAGCCAGUCUCUGGUACUGACAGAAAUGGGAUUCAAAAAGGAUCCUGAGCAGUUAAAAACAAUGCUGGCCAACAUCAAGUCCAUCCUCACCAUCCCUGUACAUGGAAUCCGCUGCCCAGGCAGUGCAGCUGUCAACUUGUGUCUGGUAGCGUGCGGCUCGGCCGACGCUUACUACCACAUGGGCAUUCACUGCUGGGACAUGGCCGGAGGAGCAGCGGUUGUUACUGAAGCUGGAGGAGUUGUCAUGGACAUUUCAGGCGGACCAUUUGAUCUGAUGUCUCGGAGGCUGAUCGUGGCCAGCAGCAGAGCGAUUGCAGAACGCAUUGCUAAGGAGUUAACGGAGUUUAACGUUGGCCGGGACGACUCUUAACAUUCCAUCAACUUCUCAGUUCACUUAACAGUUGUUUCACACACUCAGCAGUUUAGUAUUGAACAGGUCAGGACUGCAUCUUUGCAAAACUAAAGUGAUACCUCUGAAGACCAGUUGAGUGGGUUUGCUAAAUAUUCAGUGCAUAAACUUCCAUCUUUUAUUCUGCUUUCUCUUGGCAACUAAUGUGGACAACAAUGCUGUAUGAUGGAAGAUGUGGUGAAGGUAUUGUGUUGUUUUUAAUCACUUAGUCAUUGUUUAUUUAUGACUGAUAGCCUAAACAAGAUCACAUCUCACUGAUUAAAAUACCUGAAUACAGCACAAUUGGACGUAUUUUUAGAAUAAAGUUGAGGUUUUGGCAGUUGUAUUGCUUUUUCAUGUUGGGUUUUGGUGCUUGAUUCAUAGUUAAUUGUGUUGAGUUAAAGAUAGGUAUGUUUACACUGUAAAUCUACUCUUGAAUUCCACUAGUUUGCUCUAUAAUAGUACAAGAACAGUGUAUAUGGAAGUACUGCUCUUUUUAACUAUCAUAUCCAGAGUGAAAUGCACUCAAGGUGUUUUUAAAAAUGUAUGCAGCAUGUUUUAGUGUUAAGCGUGUUUUGAAAGGAUAUAAUAAAACUGCUAUAAAAAA
This is a messenger RNA of Monopterus albus (swamp eel), 1596 nucleotides long. RefSeq names its product inositol monophosphatase 1-like. Gene Ontology annotation, biological process: phosphatidylinositol phosphate biosynthetic process; inositol metabolic process; signal transduction. The transcript is spliced from 9 exons. Gene Ontology annotation, molecular function: inositol monophosphate 1-phosphatase activity. The coding region runs from base 141 to 971 and encodes 276 amino acids. NCBI's taxonomy places the organism in Eukaryota, Metazoa, Chordata, Actinopteri, Synbranchiformes, Synbranchidae. The record is from RefSeq and is a predicted model, not a curated record.